AUGAUGAUACCUAUCCGGUGGCAGAGCAGCUCCCGGAGAACUUGGUGCAGCAUUCAUGUUUUGUUGCUGUUGGUUCUUUUGCUGUCCGGAGUACUAGUUAGUGGGAGUCGUGUGAGAUCCAAAAAGCAUAGAACAUCACGCGGGACUUCCGCCGUAGGCCGUUGGCAAUCUAGAACCGAUGGAACAUCCAACGCAAUCCACGAGCUCGGUGUAAAACCGGCACCCUUUUCCAAACCUGCCCAUUCCGGAGCCACGGGUGGUGGGCCAAAGAAGCGAUCCUACUAUGUCCCGGCGGUUACCAAUCUGGAGAACAACCUACAACACUUUAUCAACAACCUCAAGACGGGCAUUGGUUCAUCAAAACUCGCACAUGCGGUGAACGGUGUAACUGGAGCUAUCCAGCAGGCCGUCUCGAUGCCUGGCCAUGGGCCAAUCAACCUGCUCGGCAGUCACCGACCAGUGGCGGGCAUACAUAAUGCCGCCGGAUACUAUUCCAACGCAAACGAGCUGCGCUAUGGACAACCGUUCAGCAAGCAGGCAGGCGGUCACUUCAAAACGUCUCCAGUUGUCUAUGGCAAGAAAAAUGUCCAAGGACCUAAACGUGGCCGACAUUCAUCGACUGCAUCACCACCGGGGAAGUACGAUUCGUUGAUGUCUGAUUUGGGCAUCUCGGGGUACAAACACUUUGAGAACGCCGUAAUCCGGGAUUUGGAACGACGUGAAGAGCUCAAGGUGGAAGCGACCAUCCAUACGCUGUUCCCGGAUGCAAGCGAUGAUGACUGGCGACCAAUUGCAUCCAUCAAGAAAACACCGCUUACGAGCAGUGUCGUCCGUGGUGCGGCACCGGAACUUUCCGAGUCGAAGAUCGUUACCUCACUAACAGCGGGUCCGUCCGACAAGCGCCCUCUAGAUACGACUGUGCGUAGCGCGAAACCGAAACCAACAGCUACCGGGGCAAGUUCGGCAGUUCGGUACGGUUUGACGAAUACCUCCGUAAGCCCCAAAUCUACAACUGCUCCGAACCACAAGCAUCGCUCGAAGACGGCUUCAAUUGGAAAGGAAAAACGGACCAAGGAUCGUGUUAAAUGUUCGAACUGUGUCACGUCUACCUCUACCACGGUAUCCUCUCGGCCCUCGUCAUCCGCAACGUAUCCAACCACACCGAAACAACCCCCGGCAGUAGGUGCUCAGUCACAACGGUUCGGUCCUACGUACGAUGCGUCAAUGUUCUACGGCAAUAAUGGUAAAGCACCGGCAGCUGUAGCUCAGUCUUACAGCAAUGUGGAGGUGCAGUACAACAAUCGUACCAUCGCACCACCGUUCGCCGUUAGUCCUUGGACGCAGAUGGCAUCGGUCGGACAGGAAGAGGUUAGCACUCAAUCUGCCCCGCCCGUAACCACCUUCACCGCACUCACAGAACCAUCGUCCAGCGUCAGCAGCAAUGGCUUGGCAAGCUUCUACAGUGCUGGCGUAAAGAAGAGUUACAUCAAAACUCCCAAACCGUACGUACCGGGAACGGUGUACGUGGGACAGACUGAUGCCACGGUUACUUCGACCACCACUCACAAACCGACUGGCGGCUCGCAAGGGACGAAAGGUACGACCAAGAAACGAACGAACCACCACCACAAUCAUCACCACAACCGGCCCGAAACUGGCUCGUCCGCGGCCAGCCACCGCCGGGCGGCUGAGAAACCCGGCGACAGUGUCGGUGCCGGCUCGAGUAAAACCGAACUGCGGGUGAAGAAAAAGUUCGAUCCAAAGUACAGCCGCAAUCGGGGCACGAUCAAGUUUAAGGAUGCGCUCGAGAAAAACCCCGACCAGAUCUACCGAUAA
Anopheles maculipalpis is the source of this 1836-nucleotide messenger RNA. RefSeq lists its product as uncharacterized. NCBI's taxonomy places the organism in Eukaryota, Metazoa, Arthropoda, Insecta, Diptera, Culicidae. Bases 1 to 1836 code for a protein of 611 amino acids. The transcript has 3 exons. The record is from RefSeq and is a predicted model, not a curated record.